Messenger RNA from Thamnophis sirtalis, 994 nucleotides. Lineage: Eukaryota; Metazoa; Chordata; Lepidosauria; Squamata; Natricidae. The record is from RefSeq and is a predicted model, not a curated record.
UAUGUGCCUUGAAGACCAGAAUAAGAAAACAAGAGAAGUGAAAACCUUCAGCUGUGUUUCCAAAAUGAAUUCCUUCCUGUUUAUUUUCACCACUUUCUUAGUUAUUCUACCUGUUGAUAAUGGCAAUCCAAUGCAGCUGACAUUGCUUGGACCACAUCACCCAGUCACUGCCUCUCUGAGGGAGACCAUUGUGCUACACUGUCACCUGUCCCCCAGAACAAAUGUCCAGAAUAUGGAGAUUACUUGGUUCCGCUCCACAAAUUCUUCAUAUGUACACCUUUAUCGCAGUGGCAAAGAUCAUCUGGAACGGCAGCAGCCAGAAUACCAAGGAAGAACAGAAUUUUUAAAAGAUGGCAUUGGGGAUGGAAAGAUUGGGCUGAAGAUUUUUAACAUUAGCCUAUUUGAUGAGGGACACUACCACUGCUCUGUUAAGAAUGGGAGUUUCCAACAGGAAGCCACAUUAGAUAUGAAAGUGACUGCAUCAGGGCCUGCUCCUCUCCUUUCCAUUGAAGGUUAUCAGGACAGAGGGAUCCGGGUGGUUUGUCGUUCCAGUGGCUGGUAUCCAAAGCCUGAGAUCCUGUGGAGAGAGCUCAGUGGGAAUCUUCUAUCUUCGUUGGCAAAAAAAGAUUCACAAAGAAAUGAUGGGACAUUCGAUGUACAAGCUGACAUCAUUCUAAAAGGGAGUUCAAACUUGACUUGUGUCAUUAGAAACAGCCUCCUUGAUUUGGAAAAGGAGUCAACCGUUCACAUAACAAAUCACUUGUUCCCCAAAAUGUCAUCCUGGAUAGUAGCUCUGUGUUUUUCCCUAAUGGCUAUGGUUGGAUUUGCUAUAUUUACUUUUUACCUACUGAACAAAUACAGAAAGCUGGUCACUGAACUGAAUUGGAGGAACAUGGUGAUACCAAUAGAAAAAGGUUGGUGGCUGUCGUGUUUGUUAUCACUCCAAAAUGUAAAUUCCAUCAUCAUUGAGCUAAUCUGUGAAACUGAAUAUUUU